Salvelinus sp. IW2-2015 is the source of this 2126-nucleotide messenger RNA. RefSeq lists its product as uncharacterized. The record is from RefSeq and is a predicted model, not a curated record. Lineage: Eukaryota; Metazoa; Chordata; Actinopteri; Salmoniformes; Salmonidae.
UCCGUUAUCUGCUCUGCUGUAUCAGUCUCAGAACAUCAACACGCUCUCUUCAGAGGAUUUCAUCAGACUCCUCAGGGAAUCUAUGGUUGAACUGAGACAACCCCAGCCAACAGCAAGUGAGGAGGUGACAUGGCCAGGGGAGCACCAAGAGAGGAGAGGGAGCUGUCGGAACCUGAGUCUGACCAUCCAGGCCCUUAGGCACCACCUCCCUAGACCCUCCCCAGCGGGUAUGAUGACUGACAGGCUGGGAGAGCAGGGAGACACAGAGCCACCUGAUCAUGACCUGCCUCUUAUAGCUGCGGUACUUUACUACUGUGGCUCUGUCUGAGAGUGAGUGUGCUGAGGAAUAAUACUUUGGCAAUGAUGAAUAUGAAAAUAAUGAAUUUCGUUGUCUCAAUGCAGGAGAAACCCUGGACCCCGGCACACCUCUCCUCUCAAUCCCUGUCCAAGGAGAGCUCUGAAUCUAUGUUCUCUUUCACAUCUUCCCCCUCACUGCCCUGCCUGAGACCGGGCAUCCCAUAUGUUUAUGGGAGCACAGUAAUGCUGCAGCGGAUCUCAUCCCUGCUCAGUGAUAGAGGACGGUACCAGAACAGUCAGGGCGACAGCCCUUCCCCCCCAGCAGACAUACUCCUCCCAGACUACCCUGACCGGACUCUGACACUAGAGGGUGCCACAGACCCUGUCUCCUUCAACAGCCUCAGUAAAGACAGCAUGGAGGUGGAGGAGCUGGUGUUCUCCACUGAGUGGGGAGUGGAGGACAUAAUGACCUGUGAUAUACCAGGAGACGACGUCUUCAAUGUGGAAGAGGAGGCAGUUCCUCCUGUAGAUGUAACGUUCGACAGAAGGCAUAGUCUGAGCAGACUGAACCUCCAUCCUCAGUUCUACAGUAAUGAGGACAACCAAUCAGUGCCCUCUGUACCUGAGAUCCAAGUGGAGAGUCACAACUUCCUGACACCUGACUAUGAGAAAAUGGACUACUACAAGGAGGUUACUGACAAAAUCAUGCAUGCACCAAGUGUGAGUGACGUGUGGAGCAUCAUGCCUGGAGGGGACAAAUCAGGGAACAUCCUCCCCCAGACCUCCACCUUCUCUGGGGCUGUUGCUGCCUCAUCUCACUGCUUCCUGGAGCUGGAGCCCUUACAGAGGGCAUUCGACCCUCCACCGCUUGAGGAUUCAGUGGAAUGUUUCCGCCGGGACUCCCAGGAUGCAGUGGACCAACCGGAGAUCCUGACCUCCUGUGCCCUCACUGAGACCACCCAGGAUCUGCUCUCUGAGCUCCACCAGACCUUCUGCUUCCUGGAGGAGCUGGGAGACACAGGGUCCAGUGGCCCAGAGACAGAGAGAGGCUCUACCCUGGUGGCGGAGCAAGACAGUGGGGCUUCCGGGAGGUACAUCAGGCCCUUCUCUCUCCAGGACUCCUCUCUGCUCAUCCCCCUGCGGAGGUCCACACGCUCCAGACAGCUACAUGUUCCUGGAGUGUCUUUGUCCCCUAGGACUAGUCCCAGCUGCACCCCCCAGCUCAGCCCCUCCUCGGCCCUAGAGACAUCCAGGGACAGGUUACCUGGAGGGGGGAAGGCCUCGCACAAGGAGGACGCAUCAUGCUUCAGAAGCACCCCAGAGGAUAGGCUAGGCCACUGUAAGCUGGGCAGCUGGUGGAAACAAGCCCUGGAGACCCGGAGGGCAUCCACUGGCCUACUCCCUGCCAUAGAGCAGGUGUCCACCAUCUCACGAGAAAAGAGGGCCUCUCUCAUCCCAGGGCAACUCUACUCCCACAGUACGAUCAACUUCCAGGAGUCUCCGGCCAAGCAGCGAGGAGACAAGUGGGAGGUCAAACAGGCGGAGAAAGAGGAGCUGAUGGAACGCAGGGGCUCUGGGAAGUUGCCCCACCAGCGAGUGGAGCAGGGCGUGGCGAGCCAUAGGGGAGCCAGAGUGAAGAAGGGCAAACGGGUGAAGAAGGCAUGAGGACAUCCCGUUACACAUCUAUACUGUCGUUCUGUAGAGUGACGAACAAUCAGUGUAUGUGUGUAAGAUCUAAAUUGACAAAAUCCUGUAUGGUAUUACUGUUGUGCUACACUUCAAACCACUGUAAAUCUAGUCAGGUGCAGACUGUUAUUAAAUGUUUUUUA